Gossypium arboreum is the source of this 726-nucleotide messenger RNA. RefSeq lists its product as uncharacterized. The record is from RefSeq and is a predicted model, not a curated record. Bases 19 to 537 code for a protein of 172 amino acids. The transcript has a single exon. Lineage: Eukaryota; Viridiplantae; Streptophyta; Magnoliopsida; Malvales; Malvaceae.
GAAGCAUAAAAAAUAAAAAUGUUUCCGCCUUCCUUCUCCCUCCAUAGAAUCAAAAUUACAAAAACCAAUAUUUUCCACACCAAAAUUCCCUCCACGAAGAGAAACGAAGCAAACAUCCGAAAACAACUUGAAUUGAAAAAAUUUCACUUCCUCCCCUCCAAAACCCACCAUUACUUAUGUCCCAUCCAUCCUUCUCCUCCCUCUCAACACCAAAUGCUUAUGGCUGCUCUCUCCAUUUCUGAAAAUGACAACAAGGAGAACAUCUCUCCUUUCUCCUCCAAAACCCCUCUAUCUCUUCUUCCAAAAUCUUCAUCCUCCAUCAUCAAAAAACCAAGACCAAGGAAACCUCUUCAAGACAUUACCAAUCUCCUUCUCCCUCAAAUCUCUUCUAGUCUGCCUCCACCCAAUGCUGCAAAUCUGGUUUCUCCCCAAGCUUUGGUAUACCAACCACAAUGGAGAAAGAGGCGAGCUGGAGAUGGGCACCAAUCAAAUUGCAUGAAGUCUCGUUUUGUGUAUAAAUGUAUAAACCUUAGAUAGUUCCAAACAUCGAUACACACAGUGCACUGUCUUCAUUCUUUUCUCAAUUACUUCAUCUCUUCAAUAUCAAAAUAUAACUUAUUUUUAGACUAAUAAUAUUACCGUUUUAUGUUUUGUUCCAUGUUUUCGGAUAGACGCGUUAAUGAGAAAAGAAUAUAGCCAAACCCAGAAGAGACUUUAACUAAUAAA